This is a messenger RNA of Melopsittacus undulatus (budgerigar), 793 nucleotides long. It is a transcript of the gene TMEM60, whose product is annotated as transmembrane protein 60. The transcript has 2 exons. The record is from RefSeq and is a predicted model, not a curated record. Bases 167 to 571 code for a protein of 134 amino acids. Lineage: Eukaryota; Metazoa; Chordata; Aves; Psittaciformes; Psittaculidae.
UGAGGCGGCACGGGCUGAGGCAGCCCGGCCGGCUCCCAUCUGCGCCGGCCCUGCGUACCCGGGCGGGAGGGGGAUGUGCCGAGACCCUGCGCGGGCGGCGGCGGCGGCGGCGGCUGGCCAGGCGGUUGUUGCUGACAGUGAAAGACUUCCUCUCAAAGCUGUUUAAAUGAGAAUGUCCCUGGCCCAAAGAGUACUACUGACAUGGCUUUUUACGUUACUCUUCCUGAUCAUGCUGGUGCUAAAGCUGGAUGAGAAAGCGCCAUGGAACUGGUUCCUCAUCUUUAUUCCAGUCUGGAUAUUCGAUACCAUCCUUCUAGUUAUGCUCAUUGUGAAAAUGGCCGGACGCUGCAAGUCUGGCUUUGACCCUCGCAACGGCUCCCAGAACAUCAAGAAGAAAGCCUGGUACCUCAUUGCAAUGCUGCUCAAACUGGCUUUCUGCCUCGCCCUCUGCGCUAAACUGCAGCGAUUCGCCACCAUGAAACUAGCCUAUGUAUUCAUCCCUCUGUGGGCCCUGCUCAUCGGGGGUAUGGUUGAACUCGGAUAUAAUAUCUUCUAUGUACGAAGAGACUAAACUGUACCAUGUGGAUUUAACACUGAUGCUGGUACCAAGUUACUGGGUUAUUACAGCUUUGCCACAAACUUGGGUCUCCAAAUUAGAAAGCCAAGUAGGAAAUCGGCCAGGCUGGAGACUUUAAACUGGACUGAAGACUGACAGUAGAUUUGUUCCUUUUUUUUUCUUUAUUGUAAAACUGUCACAUAUGCUCUUGUAAAUAAAAGUAUUUGUUCAACUUAA